AUGGAACCUUUGGCAACAACCAUUCGUUUCGUCACGCUGAACUGCCGAACACUAUCGAGUGAACUCCAACAAGCCGCUCUAUCCAGACUUCUGCGAUAUCUCUGUGUGCCUUUUGCUACACUGCAGGAAACACGCAUGAGAGAUCGGCCCGUCAUCAGCAUCGAAAAUUACACCAUAUACUGCGGCGGCGCUGAUGAGAACAAAGUAGGUGGCUGCGCGAUAGCUGUGAGGAACGAUUACAAGAACCUGGUUGAGGAAUUUGGCUCAACGUCGUCUAGAUGCGCCUUUUUACGACUGCGGGAUCGCAGAGGAAGUAAAGUCUGCAUCGUAAGUGCUCACGCACCUACUGAAACCGCUGAGGACAACACCAGCAGGUUCAUUAUCGGGAUCGACGCAAAUGCGAAGAUGGGAUUCGAACAGCAAUCCGAUGUGCUAGGAAAAUGGUACCAUGCAGACGAGCGCACGUCGGACAACGGUGACCGUCUGGUCGACUUGUGCGAACAGACGAGCCUCAUCAUCGCUUCCACGCUUAAGAGAAAUCAUCGACGCCAUCAGCUCACGUGGCAGGGGUCAACCCUUUUAAUGCCUGAAGAGCAGCGCAAGCGGAAGAUGAGGACUCUUAAGCUUCAGCUCGACUACGUUCUGGCAAGGAACAUUCUUCAGUCAGAUAUUCGAAAAUCUAGAGCUGUUUGGGACGUCGCGUUCGACUCUGACCACCGUCCAGUUCUUCUCAGCUUCAAGAUACGGUUCCAGAAGAGAAACCGAGGAGUUCCUCUUCAACCGAAAAUCGACAUGGCAGGCGUUAAAAGGGUUGACCUCUGCCACGUGAGCUUCACAAAGUGCAUCCAGGACGCUGCAAGGGAAACGCUCCCGGUUCUAUUGCCGCGGAAGAAGUUUGUCUUUACAUCUGCGGAAACAAAAUCCACAUACAGUUCUGUAUGUGUCGGAAAGGAAAAGCGUCUUAGAAGGAAGCUGCGUCGUCAACUGCAACAAGACCGCGAUAACGAGUGGACGUCAAGAGCGAUGCAGUUUGAGAAGGCGUGGGAGGACAGGAACCCGCGGAAAGCCUAUGCUCUACUAAAACAGUAUAGCGGCAAAAUGAAAAGAUGUUCCCCUGUCCCCAGCACUGCCAAUGGGAUAGCUGUCGGUGAAGCAAUCCUUCGAAUUUGGAAGGAACACUUCAAGACCUUGCUGAACCGGCUAGUACCGUCAGCUCCUGAACUCGAACACGUUCAUAGACCGACAUAUGCGGUUAACGAGAAGCCACCGACCGAGUCCGAGGUCCUGGUCUGUAUUCAAAAAAUGAAGAAUGGAAAAUCUGGCGGAGACGACGGGAUUAGCGCAGAAAUGCUAAAAUAUCUUUCUCCGUCUGGGAUUCGUGAGAUGACAAAGAUCAUCCGUUCAAUAUGGAUAGACGAAAGGAUACCUGAUUCGUGGAGACACGCUAUCAUAAUUCCCCUCCACAAGAAGUUAUCCGUCACGGACCCCAGGAAUUAUCGAGGAAUCUCUUUGCUGCGUGUUAUGUAUAAGGAGAGUGAUCGAAAUCUUGCAGCGGUAUUCGAAGCCAAUGCAACUAGCGUUUCACGACUUUCGCCUGCCUUCGACUCUCCUCAUCGAGGCCGUCUUCUCAACGCGCUCCGCGCCGAUGGAGUACCAGGAAAGUUCGUUCGCUUGCCUGAUGACAUGAAUCAGCGAACAACUGCUGCAGUUCGAACACCAGCCGGAUGUACAACACCGUUUGAAGUGGUAACUGGAGUAAGACGAGGGGCGGUGGCAGGACCUUUCUUGUUCAAAUUCGCAAUCGACGACAUUAUGCGAAGAACAGUCGACCAGUGUCCUGCCGACAUUGUCUUAGCACCAUCAGGGUGUCCCUUGACUGACCUCGAGUACGCCAAGGAUGUUGCUGUAUUCGCCGAAAACACCUAUGGACUACGCCUACGCCCUGAUAAAUGCAAGCAGAUGUGGAUCUCUUCGAGACCUCCAACGGGAAUCAGGGUGGACGGACAACCGAUAGAACUCGUCGAUGAGUUCUGCUACCUAGGCUGUACGCUGAAGAACAAUGGCAGCUACGAGAGAGAUGUUAAGCAAAGAUGCGCUAAGGCCACUUCUGCAUUUAACUCCUUAACGAAAUGCCUGUGGUCGACCCCCAUCACCAACGAAGUCAAGCUACGAGUCUACCUAUCCGCAAUUCGUCCCAUCAUGAUGUACGGAUCGGAGACUUGGGCAACACCAUCAACGGUUAUGGAGAAGCUUUACUGCACGGGACGAAAGCUGCUUAGACGGCUACUUGGCUACUUUUAG
Necator americanus (New World hookworm) is the source of this 2301-nucleotide messenger RNA. RefSeq lists its product as uncharacterized. The transcript has 5 exons. Lineage: Eukaryota; Metazoa; Nematoda; Chromadorea; Rhabditida; Ancylostomatidae. Bases 1 to 2301 code for a protein of 766 amino acids. The record is from RefSeq and is a predicted model, not a curated record.